Messenger RNA from Cryptomeria japonica (Japanese cedar), 1307 nucleotides. RefSeq lists its product as uncharacterized. The transcript is spliced from 3 exons. Bases 166 to 876 code for a protein of 236 amino acids. Gene Ontology annotation, biological process: Mo-molybdopterin cofactor biosynthetic process. NCBI's taxonomy places the organism in Eukaryota, Viridiplantae, Streptophyta, Pinopsida, Cupressales, Cupressaceae. The record is from RefSeq and is a predicted model, not a curated record.
UAAAAACCUUGGUGUUCAUAAAGUGGAUAGAGAAAACGUCAACAUUCCUUGUUGCUAGCAGACUCAUUAUUACAGGACAGUAAUGGAAGUGGGCCCUAAACAACAGAGGGUAAGUAAGUCUUAGUUUUCGAUUUGAGAUUCAGCUACGCUUUGCAAAGACGGCAAAUGGCAAAGGUGGGGGCUGUUAUGUUCUCGAUUUUCAGUAAACGAAAUGUCGGUCGGAUGGGCUGCAGACUCUUGAGUUCUGACAACCGCACAGAAGCCCUUAUUCAUGAAUUCAACAAGGAGCUGGAAUUUGUGUUUGGUCAGCCUCCAUCUGCUUUCAACUCUGAUUCUCAAAGCCAUGGAAAUAUAGCAGUGGAAGAGGAAUCCAGUUCAAGACAAUUGAAUGAAAAGAGUCCUGUUCUCUCUCAUGUUGAUGCCCAUGGCAAGGCCAAUAUGGUGGAUGUCUCGGACAAGCCAGAUACCAAGAGGAUGGCCAUUGCCAGUUGCAAAGUUCUACUCGGAGAGAAAGCAUUUCAGCUUGUGGUUUCCAAUCAGAUUUCAAAAGGGGAUGUUCUCAAUGUGGCGAAGAUUGCUGGAAUUUGCGGGGCAAAACAGACAAGUAAUCUGAUUCCUCUUUGCCAUAACAUAAUGCUAAGCAAAGUUCAUAUGGAUUUGAUUCUGAAUAGUGAAGAACAUGCUGUUGAGAUUAAAGGGGAGGUAACCUCAGUUGGCCAAACAGGUGUUGAAAUGGAAGCAAUGACUGCGGUUUCUCUGGCAGGAUUGACGGUAUAUGACAUGUGUAAAGGAGUUUCAAAGGAUAUCCAGAUUACUAAUGUUCAACUGCAAAUGAAGAUGGGAGGAAAAAGCAGCAGCUGGGUUAGAAAUCAAUAGAUACUGCACUGAGAGACUUUUUGCUGUGAUGGCAGAUGUGAUUUCACAUUUGAUACUUACAGCAAAUAGCCAACUAAAUUUGCCUGUGGUAGAAUAUCCAUUGAAAAUACUUGAAAUAAAUUUAUUUUUAGCAUCUAUCAUAUUCCAAAGAAACAUGCCCAUGUUUCCAUGUAUUUCUAACGGGAAGGUUUCAAGUUUCAACUGAGUAGCAGUGGUCAUGUUCCAAUAUGAAAAAAAGUUACUGAUGGUGGAUCAAGCAGUAUCCUUUACUCAGAAAUAGUCCUUCCAUUAACAGACCUAAUUUUGUAAAUUUGCAUGUGACACUGCCAAUUUACAAAAUUCAUGGAGGAAGUAACUUGGAAAUCUGUAAUUCGUUUAUUCUGAUUUCCUCCAAUCUGGUUUUUUUCAUAGCGAAAUUUUUUUUCUUGAGA